Messenger RNA from Anguilla anguilla (European eel), 1418 nucleotides. RefSeq names its product ankyrin repeat domain-containing protein 1-like. Gene Ontology annotation, biological process: regulation of transcription by RNA polymerase II. The record is from RefSeq and is a predicted model, not a curated record. Bases 97 to 1098 code for a protein of 333 amino acids. The transcript has 10 exons. Gene Ontology annotation, cellular component: nucleus. Gene Ontology annotation, molecular function: RNA polymerase II-specific DNA-binding transcription factor binding. NCBI's taxonomy places the organism in Eukaryota, Metazoa, Chordata, Actinopteri, Anguilliformes, Anguillidae.
CAGGGUUCACACUCUGGAGCACAACCUUGCUGACCAUUCAGAGGGACAUCGUUUCCAAAGAGCAGUCAUUACCCUGAACACUGUUCCAAGCCAACCAUGAGCCAAGGGUCCAGCAUGGAACUGCAGAGGUCUGACAUGGCUUCUCCUGAGACUGACUUAUACGAUUGGGACUCCCAGUCUGAUGAUGAAGAUGCGAUCAGUUUUGUCAUGGUUACCGGCAAGAAAUGUGAGCACAAGGAGCAUGGACAGUGCUUUCCAGAGCAGUCUCCGGAGGGGGAGUACGAGACGGCCGUCACCCAGGAGAAGCAGGACGAUCUGAGAUCGCACACAGGACUGCGGCCCACCUCGGUCUGCGACCAUGAGGUCACCCCCAGAACAUUAAACGUCGACAAAGCUGGCCGUCUGAAACUUGAGACUGUGGAAGACCUCUACAACAUUUUGCAGCUGAAGAAGAGGAAGAGAGUGAAGAGGGUGCCAGUUCAGCAGACUGUACCUAUCCCAGAGGUCGUGCCUGAUGUAGUGGAUGAGCUGACAUUCCUGAGCGCGGCUGCGGACAACAAACUGCCGGUGGUUGAGAAGUACCUGGAGAACGGUGGAGAUCUCAACGUCACCGACAACUUUAAUCGCACGGCGCUGCACAAAGCCUGCUCCCAGGGCCACGUGGAGAUCGUGCAGAAACUCCUGGAGGCCGGGGCUUCCACUGAGAGCAAAGACAAGCUGGAUUCAACAGCCGUACACUGGGCAUGUCGGGGAGGAAGUCUGCCGGUGCUGGAGCUACUGCUAAACCACAACGCCAACCUCAGUGCCAGGGACAAGUUGCGCAGCACCCCCUUACACGUGGCGGUGAGGACUGGGCACUUUGAAUGCGCCGAGCAUCUCAUCCACUGUGGCGCGGACAUUAACUCCAAAGAUGUGGAGGGGGAUACGCCUAUGCACGAAGCUGUAAGAACAAACCGAUUCAAACUGAUCCAACUACUGCUGAUCUCUGGAGCAAACAUGAAUCUGAAGAAUUUCGAGGGAAAGACUCCAAUGGAGAACGUUCUACAGUGGCAGAACGGGGCUAAAACCAUUCUUUGUAACUUCAAGGAAGAGAAUUAGUCCAAUUACAAAUAUUUUAAAAUGUAUUGUCAGGAGGUAUGCCAUUUCAGGAACAAAAUGUGCUCCUGUAAACGUUGUGCUCCAAAGCUUUUUUUAUUGGACAUCUACUCGAGUGGAUGACAGAGAGCUUAAGAGUAUGUCAACACAAUAUUCACACAUGUGAAGUUGUGUAGCAAUUUGUCAGACCUUCAUUUUAUGGAAAAAGUGGAAAAUGACUUUCUGUCAUAGUUGUGUCCAUUGAAGUAAUGGGGUAAAGGUGAUGUGUUAAGUUACCAGUUUUGGUAGACUGCAGGGAAGGAAUGAUGAACGACCUUGAUUUA